This is a messenger RNA of Suillus bovinus, 1256 nucleotides long. Its product is annotated as hinge domain of cleavage stimulation factor subunit 2-domain-containing protein. The transcript has 9 exons. Gene Ontology annotation, cellular component: mRNA cleavage and polyadenylation specificity factor complex. Gene Ontology annotation, biological process: mRNA 3'-end processing. The record is from RefSeq and is a predicted model, not a curated record. The coding region runs from base 186 to 1256 and encodes 356 amino acids. NCBI's taxonomy places the organism in Eukaryota, Fungi, Basidiomycota, Agaricomycetes, Boletales, Suillaceae. Gene Ontology annotation, molecular function: mRNA binding.
GGCGGCCAUGCUGACGCAAUGACUAUGGACCGGGUCUUGCCGGCUGGGUGUACAAAUAAUCUCUGUCACAAUGUCACAUAUCCCGUGACCGUUUAUCCGAAAUUAACUGAGCGUCUAAGCCUCGAACUUUCGACACCAUUCUGGUCAUCUCAAAUCUUCAUUGCUUUCUCUAGUCGAGUCUCGAGAUGAGUAAGGUUGUUUUCGUGGGCAAUGUCCCCUACAACAUGGGGGAGGAAAAACCUUUUGUACAGGAACAGCUCAUCGAUGUCUUCAAGUCGGUCGGUCAAGUUGUAGGUUUCAGACUGGUCUUUGACAGAGAGACGGGGAAACCUAGAGGUUAUGGCUUCUGUGAAUUUGCUGAUCAUGAAACCGCUGCAUCUGCUGUGCGGAACCUCAAUAAUGCCGAUGUUGGUGGCCGUCCCUUACGAAUCGAUCUCGCCGACUCCGACCCCUUCCUCGAAGGCAAGACCACUGUACGAGGCGAGCUGCUCGAUGGGAGUGAUCCAAGAGGCCGCUGGCGUGAGCACCGUGAACAAGAUCGCGACCGCGAGCGAUAUGACAAUAUUCGCGAUCAACCCAAAUCUCAAGACCCAAAUUCUUUCUUGUCAAGUUUGCCGCCUGGUGUGCCCAUAGCUCCUGGGUCAACUGCAUUAGAUACCAUCAGCCAGACACUUGCAACUAUGAGCCCAGCUCAGUUAGUCGAAGUUCUUGCCCAGAUGAAGGCUUUUGUGAUUACCCACCCGGACCAAGCAAGGGCACUACUUGUUGCGCAUCCGCAGUAUGCAUAUGCAUUGUUCCAAGCAUUGCUGUUGAACAAAAUAGUAGACCAGAGUGUUCUUCAGCGCAUGCUUCAAGCCACUGCGGGUAGCGGUGCUCCUCCAGGUGCAGGAAUUUCUCAACAGCCCCACCACCAAAUGCAAUACCAGCAGCCUCCACCCAUGCACCAGCCUCAACCGCACAUGCCACCGCCAAUGUCCGUCCCUCCACCCGCGUCUACUGCUCCACCGAGCAUGUUCCCGCACCAACAGCCCCCGUCGCAUAUGCCAGCUCCACCACAGCAACAGUCUUGGUAUCGGCCUCCGCCCCACGCAGUCCCACCGUCCCAUUCGGCUCCUAUGCCCGACCUAAACAUUGAUCCAGCUCAAAGGCAAAUGCUAAUGCAGGUACUCAGCUUAACUCCAGAUCAGAUCAAUGGCUUGCCGCCUUCCGAGCGAGAAGCAAUCCAGAACUUGCGCAAUCAAUUUUUGGGAGCAUAG